AUGGGCGUCGCUUUCCAGACCAUCGGCAUGAUUGGCUCGUUCGUGAUCGCCGGCUCGAUCGUCCCGCAGAUGCACAAGGUGUACAAGACCAAGAGCGCCAAGGACAUCAGCCUGCGCUUCCAGCUGCUCUACUGCUUCGGCAUCGGCCUCAUCCUGAUCUACGGCUUCGGCGAGAACCUCUGGCCCAUCUACAUCCCUGCGUCCGUGGAGGAGGUGGCGGGGCUCGUUAUGCUGGCUAUGAAGCUCUACUACGACCGCAACGCCACGAAGCCCGGCGCCUCUGGGGCCGACGACGAAAGCCACGCUCUCGAACUGGGCGCGUCCCCGCUCACGCGGCGGAGCGAGACCAAGUUCACCGGCGUCGUGCAAACCCCGUAA
Phytophthora sojae is the source of this 378-nucleotide messenger RNA. RefSeq lists its product as hypothetical. The transcript has a single exon. Bases 1 to 378 code for a protein of 125 amino acids. Lineage: Eukaryota; Oomycota; Peronosporomycetes; Peronosporales; Peronosporaceae. The record is from RefSeq and is a predicted model, not a curated record.